Aureobasidium vineae is the source of this 3027-nucleotide messenger RNA. NCBI's taxonomy places the organism in Eukaryota, Fungi, Ascomycota, Dothideomycetes, Dothideales, Saccotheciaceae. The record is from the annotation of a GenBank genome assembly.
AUGCGCAGCAGUAGUAUUGACGCAGAAGGCGAGGAGGAUGAUCUCGACAUGCCCGAAACCCAGUCGCCUAGCCUGAUGAACGACGUCGAAGAUCAGGACGACGAAGACGAAGAAGACGAGGAAGACGAAGACGCCGAUGCGGAUCAGGAUGACGACGAGAGCGAAAUUGUCGGUGCUGUAAAGAGAGCCCCUACAAGGAGCAGGACAUCAAGAGCUAGGAAAAGUCGCAACAUCGAGACGAGCGAGGACGACGAUUCUGCAUCCGACGCCGACAACGACUCCGAUUCGUCUGACGAAUCUGCUGCCACUCAGGCUCCAUGGGAAAAGGAGAGCGACACUGCUCAGGAACAGGACCAAGACGUUGUGACAGACUCGACCUGCGUGUAUUGCGGACAAGACGAAGAAAAUGAUCCGAGCGACGAGUAUGAAGAAUAUCUCGAAUGCGGUCAUUGCGGGGAUCAUGCUCACAAGCAGUGCGCCAGAAACGCUAGUUCGCUUAGCUCCGAUCAAGACAAGGAUCCUCAGACCUGGCUAUGUCACGAUUGUGUCGAAAAUGGCUUUCAUCUUCAGCAGGAUGUCGACAGGAUGACCAUCCACGAUGGCUCUCAGCGUCGAUCAUCUGUGCCCAAGUUAGCCCGUGAUCUCUUGCCUGCUGCUCGCGGCGGCAUCAAACCAAAUUCACACUCACCUCAGUCAAGCACAAACGCAAGGAUCAUUUUCGAAGAAACAAUCGACGAAAUCUCCAAAAGUCUUGUUAUUGCCAUCCCCAUCAGCGCCGCCGCACUCGAAAACAUUGAGCGCAACGCACAAAGGAAGGCUCGAAGGCGCGAACGAGAUAGAGCACGUCGAGCACUAAUGGGUGGUCGCAAGAAGAAGACUGGCGCCCACAGUGAUGUGCACGAAGUAGUCGAGACAGUCUCGUCGCACUACCCUGCGGUCGCCACAACUCUCUACGACAAUCCCUACUACCCAUUUCCUGACCGUGAACUCGACACAGUGCAGGGCAAACCCUUUGGUGGCAUCCUCACUGACGCCGAGGCCGACACAACUAAGACUUUUCCUCAGCAACCCGACCGUGAUCUCUUCGAAGAGUCACGUCGUCGAACCGAAGAAGCAAGGAAAGCCGAACAAGAAGCCAACCCCAUCGAAUUGCCAUCCCGAUCAAAAUCGUCCGGCGGACUACCUACUAAGAUUAAGUACAUCCACUUUGGCGGCUGGGAGAUUGAAACACUGCAUGCCGCGCCCUAUCCCGAAGAGUACAAUCGCAAUCCGGUUCUGUGCAUCUGCGAGUUCUGUCUCAAAUACAUGAGCUCGUCUUAUGUGGCUUUCAGACACAAGCUCAAAUGUCCACACAAACAUCCGCCUGGCGAUGAAAUCUACCGCGACGACAUCAUCGACGCUGACGGCAACAAGAAAAGCAUCUCCUUCUUCGAAGUUGACGGUCGCCGCAGUCCUCUCUACUGCCAAAACCUCUGUCUUCUGGCCAAGCUGUUCCUUGGUUCGAAGACCCUGUACUAUGAUGUUGAACCUUUCCUUUUCUACGUCAUGACAGAGAACGACGAAUACGGUUGCCACUUUGUCGGUUACUUUUCCAAGGAGAAGAGGGACUGGUCGCCACCCCUUGACCCUCGUGCUUCCAUUGAGAUUGGCGCUGAUCCGCUCACAAAUGGAGUGCAAGCCAAGGCAGGUGCCAAUGCUAAUGACCCGCCAGGCAACAAUGUCUCUUGCAUCCUGGUGUUCCCGGUCCACCAACGGCAUGGAUUCGGUCGUACUUUGAUCGAGUUCUCCUACCUACUAACUCGUGUCGAGGGUAGAACAGGCUCUCCCGAAAAGCCACUCUCCGACUUGGGUCUUGUCUCUUAUCGGUCAUACUGGCGUGGUGUCAUGUGCAGGUUACUGCUCGGCUACAAGGAAGCGCCCAGAGGCUCAUAUGACAUCUCCUUCUCGAGCAUAGCUCGUGCCACAGGCAUGACUGUUGACGAUGUGAUCUCAUCACUCGAGGCGCUUCGUGCUAUCGUCAAAGAUCCUUUCACCAACAAGUAUGCCCUUCGUUGCGACUGGGCAUACAUGGCAGAAUAUUUGGACAAGCACGACAAGAAACGUCACAUCAAAAUUGAUCCUGCAAAACUCAUCUGGACGCCUUAUGUGAUGGGUAAGCCUACGAGCUAUUUCCUUGUUGGCGAGGAAGCCACUGGCCCUAUUCAAACCAAGGCUCGUCGCGAUGAGCCUGAAGAUGUGCAGGCUGUACAACCUGAAGAGGGCGUUCAGCAAGCUCAAGUCAACGGCGAUACAGUCCCUGAUCCAGAAGCUGUCAACGGCGACAAUAUUUCUCCCAAAGCUACUCGCAAGGCUCCUCCGUCAACUUUGACACCUCAACCUUCCAUCACUAUGGGAUCGCCUCGACGCUCACCUCGGAAGUCUCAAUCAGAAACUCAACCCGAGCGGAGUCAGCAGACUAACGGUACAACUCAAGAAGACCCAGCCUCGCAGAAUGACACUUCAGACACUUCGUCAGUCAGACGUGGAUCCGCAUACACAGAGGAUAGCAUUCCCGCCUCGCGAUUCGAAAUCUUCCCACCUAUUCCCGGCCAGGUCACAAAACGCAAGCCUGGUCGACCCAUGGGCAGCCGCACCCGCUCGAAACUCACGCCCUCUGCCAACAGACGAGCCGAAAUCGCGCCCUCGCCCUCCGAAGACGAGAUCCAACGACAGAUAUCCUCUGAACACGAGCGUGCAGCGCUGGAAGAAGUCGUCGACAAGAACAAUGGCGCAGCCUUUACGCGACCGAAGUUUAUGGGGAAGCUCAAUGUGCCUGAACACGCUGUCGAAGACGACGACGAGGACGAAGAUGCCGAAGGUGAGGAUGUGGAGAUGGGAGAGGCGGGGGUUGGCACUGGGUAUGACGGCGUGGGAGGCGUGAAUGCUUUGCCACAAGGAAGUAGCUAUGGUACAGGCGAGAAUGGGGAUGAGGAUGAUGAAGAUGCAGACGCUGAAGGGGAUAGUGAUGAUGAGAUGCCGGACGCUUAG